CUGAUGAAUGCGGAAGAGGUGAAGGGUCAGAGUUGAAUGUUUGACAGAAAGCUGAAUAUGGAUUCCAUAUUUCAUGAGAAACAAGAAGGCUCCCUGUGUGCCCAGCACUGCCUGAACAACCUCCUCCAGGGGGAGUACUUCACCCCUGUGGAUCUGUCCUCCAUUGCUCAUCAGCUGGAUGAAGAGGAGAGGAUGAGGAUGGCAGAGGGGGGCAUGGCCAGUGAGGAGUAUAGGACAUUCUUACAGCAACCCUCAGGGAACAUGGAUGACAGUGGAUUCUUUUCAAUACAAGUUAUUAGCAAUGCUCUCCGGGUGUGGGGGUUGGAGCUCAUCCUCUUUAACAGUCGAGAGUACCAGAGGCUGAUGAUAAACCCGAUAAAUGAGAAAGCCUUCAUUUGCAACUAUAAGGAACACUGGUUUACUAUACGCAAACUGGGACAGCAGUGGUUCAACCUGAAUUCAUUGCUGACUGGACCUGAGUUGAUAUCAGACACGUAUUUAGCACUUUUCCUUGCACAGCUGCAACAGGAAGGUUAUUCCAUCUUUGUAAUCCGAGGAAAUCUCCCAGAGUGUGAGGCAGAGCAGAUUCUUGGGAUCAUGAGGGUCCAUCAGCAGCAGCGGCCCAGACUCAUUGGAGAAGACGAAGCCCAGACCAGUAUGGGCAGGACGACAGCCUCUCAGGCACAGACAGAUGUGGGUUUUGCUGUUGAGGAUGAGGAUGAAGAAUUAAAGAAAGCUCUGGCUCUCAGCAGACAAGACAUGGAUGUGGAAGAUGAAGAGGCUGAUGUUCGGAGAGCCAUACAGCUCAGCAUGCAAGGAGCAGUGAUGAGCAACAGGUCCUCAGAAGGUGAGGUGGCAGGUGUGAAAUCGGUUCGCACCAAUGAAGGACCCAAAGAAGGCCAGAGCGAUGCACUUACAGCCGAGGAGCUGAGGAAGAGGAGACAGGCCUACUUUGAUAGACAGCAACAACAAGCUCAGCCAAGCAUUCCCCAACAGCUAGACACACAACCAACCGAUGGGUCAGGAACAGCAAACACCGCCUCUGAGGAAGAACAACAGCAAAAGUCCAGCCAGUGAAGUUGUGGAAAGUUUGUGUUGUUUACCAGUGGCUUGGAUUGGAAACCCCUGACUGGGGUAUCUUUGCUCCCUCCUCUAACCUUUUGCAUAUGCAAACACAAGGACGUAAGGACAUGGUUUCCUGUGUUAGUUCACUGACCGACCAUAGAGAAGAGAAGAACGCCGAUGAAGAGGCAGCACUAUGUGAAGCGCUCAGAGAGUGGGGGAGAGGGGUCACCUUUGCUCAAGAGGACUCAUGAUGCAGUAAAUUCAAGAUUGCAAAUUGCCUUUUUUACCAUGGCGCCUUCUUUUCUAUUCUAUACAGUUUGGUUGGUUGUUUGUUUUUUAUUCCAGUUCUUUUGUUUUUUUAGAAAGACCUGGAAAGACAAAAAAAAAAAACAUGCAUUGGGUAUGUGUAGGAGGUAAAAAAGAUGAGCUAGGCAUUCUAUGAAAGCCAUGUGAGACCAACGUUUUGGACACAGAUAAAAGCUUUAUAGGUAACGUAGUCUCCUGCUGCGAAGUUUGGUUUUGUGGAACAAAAAUGUAAGAAAAAUUAUUCUGAGUCUUUAUCCAUCACAACACCUUUACAGCUGGAAAUAAUCCAACAAAUUCUCACCGCACCAGUGUCUUUUGGUCAUAAACACUCAUGUCUGUGGGUCGUUUAUUCCUGAUCUCAGUGAUCAUUUCCCUCCACGGCUUCCAGAAUAUGGUAUCUUUGAUCUUUUUACUUUAUUCCUUUCUUAAAAUGUACAAAUAGACAUUAAAUGAAAACAGUACAAGGGUCCACUGUAGACAAAGGGGGAGUAGUGGUAUUUUUUCGACAUUAGUGGAAUAUCAAAAAAGCAUU
Molecule: messenger RNA, 1903 nt
Organism: Cyprinodon variegatus (sheepshead minnow)
Lineage: Eukaryota; Metazoa; Chordata; Actinopteri; Cyprinodontiformes; Cyprinodontidae
Gene: atxn3
Product: ataxin 3
Exons: 11
Coding region: 37-1077 (346 amino acids)
Biological process (GO): protein deubiquitination
Cellular component (GO): nucleus
Molecular function (GO): cysteine-type deubiquitinase activity
Source: RefSeq, a predicted model, not a curated record